Messenger RNA from Protopolystoma xenopodis, 372 nucleotides. NCBI's taxonomy places the organism in Eukaryota, Metazoa, Platyhelminthes, Monogenea, Polystomatidea, Polystomatidae. The record is from the annotation of a GenBank genome assembly.
GACAAUGUGUGUCGAUACGACGAAUCUGCGGGUCUGGCUAAAGUCACUGGCAUAAUGAAGCUGCCUGAAGGAAACGAGACGGCUCUCCAGAUCGCAGUAACAACCGCAGGCCCAGUGUCAGUAGCCAUUGAUGCAGAUCAUCAAGGGUUCAUGAUGUACAAGCGCGGAAUCUACACCAACCCCCGCUGCUCGAGCCAAGAACUGGACCAUGGAGUCUUGGCGAUAGGUUAUGGCACAGAAAACGGAUUGGACUACUGGCUGGUGAAGAACAGCUGGGGCAUACAUUGGGGAGACCAUGGUUACAUCAAAAUGGCUCGAAACAAGAAGAAUAUGUGCGGUAUCGCUACAAUGGCAAGUUAUCCGAUGCUCUGA